CCCUGUGCGAAAUGCGGCGAAAUGGAAACGAGAGUUCUGUCGUCAAGCUGGCGUGCAUAGUUGACAGAGCUUCGUGGAGAGCCAACAAUCAUGGCAAUCGAGCCCCUCGUGAUGCUCGGCGGCAGGAAAGACGACGACAGAUCGCUCCUGCGUGUACCGCAAAACACACUCGUCGCUCUGUUUACGUUCGCCUACUGUGAGAUAGAAGACCUGCGCAUCGUCUUGGUGCCACGCGAGCCAGCCAGCGAUGGCGGUAGUGACUGUAACGACAAUCCACUCUUCGAUUUGCCUCUCAGCGUUCUUUCGAAACUCAAGUGCUUCGAGACUAGCGAUGGCUCACCUACGCCGCAAGAACUACUCGACUGCGAACCUCCGGCUGUCUAUCUACCCGACAAUACUACCGCGACUUGCAUCGGCGGGCUCGCGGGUGUCCUCCGAUGGGCGCUGGGUCAGUUUGGGAGUCGAACCCGGAACCGCGAGUGCAAGGCACUGCUGGGUUUCCGCGGCGGUUGCCUCGCAGCCUGCUCCGAGUCUUCUCUCUGGACUCGCUUCUGCGAACUGGACGUACAGAGGGCCCUUCCGAAGCUUCGGAAGCGCUUCUCUGCUGGUAGCGGGUUCGAAUCUCCGCCGCUGAAGCUUCCCGAAGAACUUCACCUUCUCGAGGCCCACAUGCGACAGCCUGUGAAGACGCACAAUGUCCGGAGGAAACAGCAGCAAGUGUUUCGGGCGUCACGUCGUGAAGGAGGCGGCUCGCCCGUGGAGCAUAAGCCGGUUGAUGGAAAACUGCCUCUACUGGAACACAGAUUCGUCGAGGGUUUCGACCAGACACUGGCCGACGUAGUGCUUUUUCCCGUCCUUCACCUCAUAUUCACCGAGUUGGCAGCUGUUACGAGUAAGAAGGCAAUAUCCGUAAGGCUGCCUCUCACUACCAAGUGGUACGAAACGAUGUCUGCACAGAUACAGACUCACCGUGCCUUGGAAUCUUUGGAACUGAAGCACAUCGAGCAGGUCGAGCGAGAAGAGUGCAGCAGGUUCAUAGAAGAGUUCGAGCUCCCGAAGGACAGCCUCUACUCGUCUCAUCCAGAACGCACAAAGCCUCGUAUUCGGCACAAGAACCCUGAGUCGAUCAUUAACUCCCUCAGGGAGGCCCGCAUAUCACCAGACUUGAAGCCGAACCCCGGCAAAGACUCCCUUCCCCUUCCCUGGGAGGAGUUUCCAGAAAAAGUGCACCCUCUUGGUGGAGGUCUUCCAAAAAACAGGGUCCUGCGCAAGUGUCAGCAGAUUGAGAACCUCGUAGUGUUGGCUCUGCAAAACGCCUUUGAUGGCUGCACGAUUGUCGACUUCUGUUCAGGAGGAGGCCACGUGGGCAUUGUCCUGGCUUACCUGCUACCGGAAUGCCGGAUCGUAAUGAUUGAAAACAAGGAAGAGUCGAUGCAUCGUGCUCGGGAGAGGGUGAAGUCUCUGGGCCUGCGAAAUGUUGUCUUUUAUCAAAGCAAUAUAGACUACUACGUGGGUAAUUUUGACUUGGGAGUCUCUCUGCAUGCUUGCGGCGUUGCCACGGACUUGGUCUUGCAGAAGUGUAUCGAACGCAAUGCGGCGUUCGUGUCGUGUCCCUGUUGCUACGGUGCCAUGAAAGUGACAGACCGAAUCAGCUAUCCCCUCAGUCGUGCUUUUAGGGAUACGGGCAUCUCGAAGGAGGACUACACGUUGCUGUGCCACUACGCUGACCGAACUGAGCGCGACACGCCUACAUGCCAGCAGGGCCAUUAUUGCAUGGCUCUGGUAGACAGAGACCGGGCUAUGUGUGCGGCCGAGAGUGGCUACGAAGUAAUUGUGACGCAGAUGGUACCGCAUGAUUGCUCGCCCAAGGGACUCGUUUUAGUUGGCAAACGGACAUCUAAAGUGCGCUGAAGUUGAAGAUUCUUAUUACCUGUUUUCAGGCGCACAUGGCAAAACUUUCAGUGCACUAAAAUAGACAGGCAUGAAGAUAGUAAAGACAGGACGAUGCGCUUAAUUUUCCCUUCACUUUCUUCGAAGCACAUCGUCCCAUCUUUACUUCUUCCGUCUAUGUCCUUCUUGGUGUGCUGCAAGUUUUGUAAGUUUUGCCAACCACCAAUGAGCUCAUUCUUACAUACUUCCAAGUUUCAGUUAUAAAGCUGUCAUUGCAUCCUCUUAGUGUGAAUGGGCUUAGUAAGUAUAGACGGAUUGCAUGAAAUAAGUCUAUUUUGGUAAUUUGCAUUUGCCUGCCAAUUCACAAUACUGCAACUGCAGCUGCUACUGUCUCGAGAAAAAGCCAUCCAGUGAAGAAAAGUCAGAUGAAUUAAAGAGAGUUUGAUAAACACCACUUAUGUUACUACAUGUUGAAAGCAAAUAAUAUUUCUAAGAUGAAGUC
Rhipicephalus microplus (southern cattle tick) is the source of this 2392-nucleotide messenger RNA. Its product is annotated as glutathione S-transferase C-terminal domain-containing protein homolog. The record is from RefSeq and is a predicted model, not a curated record. Gene Ontology annotation, cellular component: cytoplasm. NCBI's taxonomy places the organism in Eukaryota, Metazoa, Arthropoda, Arachnida, Ixodida, Ixodidae.